CAGCUGCAUGGUGGCUCUGCAGAGAAUGGAUUAGAGGGGGAAGUGAGACGUAACACAGAAAGGGGUAUUUAAGAAGUGCUGUUGAGAGCCUGGCCUGGGGCAGUGGAGAAAGAGGGUAUCACAGAGAUUAGACUAACAGAUGUAAAGCAUAAGAGGAUCAAACAACUGCCCAAAACUGUGCUCCCAUAUGAUGGAACACUAUACAUGAAUGACUUCCAAAUGUAUUAUGGGAAGUGAAAGAAGCCAGACUAAAAAGACUACAAAAUAAAGAACUCCAUUUAUACAACAUUCCGUAAGAAAUAAACCUAUACAAAAAAAAAAAAAAAUCAGCAGUUGCCUAAGGUGGGGGGGAAGGAAAAGACAUUAUAAAGGGGCUUAAGGAAACUUUUUUGAAUGACAGAAAUGUUCUAAAUGUUGACUGUGGUAGUGGUUACAUGCCUGUGUUUGUCUAAAUUCACACAUGGUAAAAGCCACCACCUGUCUGUCAAUUUGCUGUACUACUGCAUCGGUAUUUGAAAUACCAGAAGGGGCACCCAUGAUAGACAGGUUUCAGUGGACUUCCAGACUAAAGAAAACCAGGAAGAAAGGCCUGGCGAUUUACUUCCAAAAACUAGCCAAUGAAAACCUUAUGAAUCACAAAAGAACACUGUCCAACAUGUCAUCAGGAUGAUCAACAGCUGAAAGAGAACAUCACGUUUCGUGAAAUAGAGGGCCAGCAAGACCCUCAGUGAGAUGGACUGGCACAAGAACUGCAAUGACGGACUUGAACAUGCAGGUGAUUGUGAAGACGACGCAGGACCAGGCAACAUUUCAUUCUGUUCUGCAUUAGGUUGCCUUGAGUUGGAGUCCAUUCGACAGCAGCUACUUAUCUAUCUAAACCUAAAAACGGUGAAUUUUAGGUGGCCCGCCCCUGCCCUUUCGUUAAUAAAAUAGGCAUAGUUUUUUUCUAAUACCUCGAUAAACUUGCUUUAAAAGAGCCAAUUACAAAACAAGAGUUAAAAAAACACACAAAACCUCGCAGGUUCUAGCUGAGGUCCGAGAGGACACAAAAUUAGGAAAGAGAACACAGGUGAAGAUCAAGCAAGUUUAGGAGGGCAGAUGAGUUUUGAUCUGGAGAUCUGAUUUCCAGGUAUGUUCAAGAUUUCCAAAAGAACCUUGAUAGAGAGGCCAGAGCAAGGGAGGCAGAUUCAAGACUCACCAAAUACACAAGGUCACUGAAGCCAUGAGACUACACAGGUGUCACCAGGAAGUGUAAAGAGAGGAAGGUAGUGAGCCAAAGUCACAACUCCCAGAAACGACCACGUUUAUCAAACGGAAGAUCUCCAAGGAGGGAGGGAUCAGCAGUAUCAUAUCCUAAAGUAAGGCUGACAUUGUUCAGUUCUGACCAGGGCCGGGCCUGAGAGGAAGCAACACAAACGGAUCCUUCAGUGGGGUAGCAGCAGCGCUGGGGUACCAAGAAGAGUGGAUAAGGAAGUGUGAACGCCUCCUUUGGGAAAUGGUGGGGUCAACUGGCUAGGAGACAAAAAGUUAUGUGUACUUACUGCAGUUCUACUAUGGGUGGGGAGCUGGCCCUUCUACAUGCCUCAGCGGCCCUACUACGGGCUAUGAGGCCUACUACGUGUCUGCCUUCCACAGGCCUAGGAGGUCCCACUUCCGGCUUCCUCCCUGCCUCGAGUAUUCCCUACCUGCUCCGGGAGCCGGACCAUGAAGCGACAGGCCUGCUUCCUACCAGGGCGUCCCCCUCAACCGCUCACCUCCUCCUCACAGCAGCCCCCGCCCCACCCUCUUUCUCCCAGCCCCAUCGCGCCCCCACACUCCCCGGUAUCCCUCGGCCCCGCGCCUCCUCUGCUGCAAAGCUGCGUCUCCCCUAGACCCAGAGCUCUGAAGCAGAACGGCGGGGGUCCCUGGCCCGGGUCCCGGCUCUCUCACCAUCGCGGGCUCUGGCUGGGCCGGAAAGCGGAAGUGCGGAAGUGGCCGGCCAGCGACGCCUGCCCUUUCUCGAGAAGCGCAGCCGCAGUCUCCGCCCGGACUUCCGGACGAUACUAUCUCCGCUCCAGAGCGGGGGGAGGAGGAUCCUAGGAACACUUAGAUCCUUGGCAAGUUUUCCCGCUAGAACUAUCAUGGUAUUGGACUACGGAAGUUGCAAAUCGAAACUCAAGCUUUUCCAGGUAUCCAUAUAGUUCUCGCUUAUGCCUUUGGCCUUCUUGUCGCCUUAGCCACAAUCUCUUCCUAUAGUUAUGCAAUGGUACAUCCCAGUCUCAGGUUGGGCACCAUAUUAGGACAGGGUGAGGAGGUGAAUCCUUUCGUUCCUUCCGGUUCUGCGCCCCUAUCCUUUCUCCCGGCUCCUCCUACCUGCAGCCCCCGGGACUAACUGCCGCCUGGCGCCGAGAUCCCGGCCGCUGAGCCCCGCCCCUAGCCCCAGGCUUUCUAGGGUACGCCCUAAGGGUACCAUUCCACCCGCAGUGGCCUUGCUGGCGGUCUGCACCCCCUCUCGGAGCCACAGUGGGAUUGCCCGAGCCGUCUCCCCGCCCCCGGGCCAACUGCAGGGGGCCCGCCCAUCGCCAGUUCCGGGGCGGUUGCUCCCACCGACCGGAACUCCUCUCCCCCUCCCGCGGCCCCGGGCCGUAGGAGGCAGCAGUGAGGAGGCACUGAGCUGAGCUCUUGACGGGCCUCAUCUCUUAAUCCUCAGAACAUCCCAGGGAGGUAUGUACUGUUGUUAUCCCCAUUUUACAGACUGGGAAACUGAUUCAGAGAGACAAAUAGACUUGUCUUCUUUUGUCCCCAUUUUACGGAUGGAAAAAGAUUAAAUAACAUGUUCAGGGCCACAAGCAGAGAAUGGUAAAAGCUGAGCUUAAACUCAGGGCUGCUUGGGUACCCAGCGCACAUUCCUGACACUAUCAGGGACAUAGAUAAAGAGAAUUGGGUAAGGGGAGGUGGGCAACGGAGAGCAUGGGAAGCACAGAAAACUUUGUAAAAAUGAGAUGCUUGGAAACCAGGAGAGAUGAGACAAAAAGGAACAGUGUCAGGAAAACAGGGUACAUUGUAUUGUUGUGAUUAGGGCCACAGACAUGAGACUUCCUGGGUUCAAACUGCAUUUCUGUAAGCUUAGGCCUGUGCCCACCCUUACAGAGUCUCAGUUUCCUUGUCUGUAGAACAGAGAUGACAAUGGUUGUUGCUCCUGGGGUUGGGUGAUGAAUUCCACAAGAUAAGCCUAUAAGUACUCUGCACCUAGUUUGGUACACAGUGGGUACUCUGUGAGUAGGAGCUGAGCCACCAGCAUUGUCAGAAGCUACACAGGGCUCCGUAUCCUGGGCCAUGAGUGAGCUGAAGGACUGCCCCUUGCAGUUCCAUGACUUCAAGUCUGUGGACCACCUGAAGGUCUGUCCCCGCUACACGGCAGUGCUGGCCCGCUCCGAGGAUGAUGGCAUUGGCAUUGAGGAGCUGGACACCCUGCAGCUGGAGCUUGAGACUCUGCUCUCCUCUGCGAGCCGGCGCCUACGGGUGCUGGAGGCAGAAACCCAGAUCCUCACAGACUGGCAGGAUAAGAAAGGUGAUCGACGAUUCCCGAAGCUAGGUCGAGACCAUGAACUUGGCGCUCCUCCCAAACAUGGAAAGCCCAAGAAGCAGAAACUGGAAGGGAAGGUGGGACAUGGGCCAGGCCCUGGCCCUGGGCGGCCCAAAUCAAAAAAUCUUCAGCCCAAGAUCCAGGAAUAUGAAUUCACUGAUGACCCCAUCGACGUGCCACGGAUCCCCAAGAAUGACGCCCCGAACAGGUUCUGGGCUUCAGUGGAGCCCUACUGUGCAGAUAUCACCAGCGAGGAGGUGCGCACGCUAGAGGAGCUACUGAAACCCCCAGAAGAUGAGGCUGAACAUUACAAGAUCCCACCCCUAGGAAAGCACUACUCCCAGCGCUGGGCACAGGAGGACCUGCUGGAGGAGCAGAAGGAUGGUGCCCGGGCGGCGGCUGUGGCUGACAAGAAGAAAGGCCUUAUGGGGCCACUGUCCGAAUUGGACACUAAAGAUGUGGAUGCCCUGCUGAAGAAAUCUGAGGCCCAGCAUGAGCAGCCGGAAGAUGGGUGCCCCUUUGGCGCCCUGACGCAGCGCCUUCUGCAGGCCCUGGUAGAGGAAAAUAUUAUUUCCCCCAUGGAAGAUUCUCCUAUUCCUGACAUGUCUGGGAAAGAAUCAGGGGCUGACGGGGCUAGCACCUCUCCCCGUAAUCAGAACAAGCCCUUCAGUGUGCCGCAUACUAAGUCCCUAGAGAGCCGCAUCAAGGAGGAACUGAUUGCCCAGGGCCUUCUGGAGUCAGAGGACCGCCCAGCGGAGGACUCUGAGGAUGAGGUCCUUGCUGAGCUGCGCAAACGGCAGGCUGAGCUGAAGGCGCUCAGCGCCCACAACCGCACCAAGAAGCACGACCUGUUGAGGCUAGCCAAGGAGGAGGUGAGCCGUCAGGAGCUGAGGCAGCGGGUCCGCAUGGCAGACAAUGAAGUCAUGGAUGCCUUCCGCAAGAUCAUGGCUGCCAGGCAGAAGAAGCGGACUCCUACCAAGAAGGAGAAGGAUCAGGCCUGGAAGACUCUGAAGGAGCGCGAGAGCAUUCUGAAGCUGCUGGAUGGGUAGCCCUCACCCUGACCUCAGGCUGUCUGCUGCCUGGCCUGAGGGAGGGAGGGGCGGGAGGCCCACUUCCGUCCUUGGGCUGCCGGGAGUCACAGCUGUGGCUGUCCUAUCAAAUGAGGAUGGUUUCUCUAGAAACUGAGGACUGUGGCCCCUCCCUGAGAUCUUUUGGCCUGGCUCUGUACAGCCAGGACACAGGAGGCCCGGCUGGGCUGGGCUGGUUUGGGUCCUGGUCUCUGCUUGGUCCCUCAGGUGAGGGACCUUCUUUUUUGGGGCUUCUUCCCCCUUCUUCACUUCACCAUGUCCCACUCCCCUACUCCCCGCCCCCUCUCCCCUUCAUGGACUUCUCCCUUGUGGUUUUGUAAAGUGUAAACUUAAGGUUAAAGUGACUGCUGUGGUUUUUAAAAAACUA
Molecule: messenger RNA, 5020 nt
Organism: Loxodonta africana (African savanna elephant)
Lineage: Eukaryota; Metazoa; Chordata; Mammalia; Proboscidea; Elephantidae
Gene: TADA3
Product: transcriptional adaptor 3
Exons: 10
Coding region: 3316-4614 (432 amino acids)
Biological process (GO): regulation of transcription by RNA polymerase II
Cellular component (GO): SAGA complex
Molecular function (GO): transcription coactivator activity
Source: RefSeq, a predicted model, not a curated record